CUCGACUCCCCAGCAUCAGCAGCACACACACACACACACACACACACACACACACACACACGCACCAUGGCGGGUGGUUCCUGCGCGACGUUGCUGGCGCGAGCGGUUGUCGUUGUUGGGCUCUUGGUGGUAGGGGUGCCGAGGGUGCAGCCAGCAUAUGGUGGGCUGGCGGCAAACAAAGGGGGCAGCCUCUUCACGUCCUCCGCCAACAUCCACUCGCUCUUCUCCGUGGAGAAGGACAUGGCGCAGCUCCUCAAGCGCUACAUCCAAGACCAGGAGCAUCGCCUGCAGCAGCUCAAGGGCCUGGUGGAUGUCAUUGAACGAACACCAGUUCCGCCAACCGACAACGACCUUGAACCGCAAGACAGCUUCGGCCUCCUGCAUCGCAUGGUGGAAGGCAUGCAGCAUGUGCAGGAGCUGUUUGAGAACGACGUCCAGCGCGAGGUGCAGGACGCCCUCACAAACAACGGCCUCCCCAACAUGGAUGACCUGAAAGGAGGCGCACAAGGCCUUCUGCGCCUCCAACGCGUCUAUGCGCUGAAACCGCAGGAGCUGUUGCCCAAUGCCAGCGCUCCGGAGCUGCUUGCCAUUGGCCAGGAGGCAUACAAUCAGAAUGACAUGGCCAGCGCAGACCGGUGGCUGGAGUUUGCGCUGAGCAAGCUUGACGAUGCGAGCGCAAACUACGUGACCGCGCUGGAUUACCUUGCCUUUGUUGCGUUCAAGCUGCGUGACCUUCCCCGCGCCAUUGAGUACUCUGAGCGGCUCUUGCAACGGGAUCCCAACAACACGCGCGUGGCCCUCAACCUCGAGUACUACAACGUCACGCUCAACCGCAACCGCAGCCUGCCAGACCCGCACGCCAAAGACAAGGCCGACGCCCACGAUGACGCAGACGUGCGCCACGACCGCGACAACAUCCUUGGGCACAGCGAAGAGGAUAUGGAGCGUUUCAGGCGUCUGUGCCGUGGUGAGACCCUGUAUCACCCGCAGAGGCCGCUAACUUGCGAGCUCAAGCACUACAACCAGCCGCACCUGUUCCUCAAGCCCAUCAAAGUCGAGCACUUGCACGAGGGCCGACAGCGCCUGCAGGUCUUCCGCCAGUUUGCAUCGCCCGAGGAGUGCAGGCAUCUUCAACACGCCGGCAAGCGGCGGCUGGAGCGCGCUGUUGCGUGGACCGAUGGGCGGUUUCAGCCCGUGGAGUUUCGCAUCAGCACAGCGGCGUGGCUGCAGCCAGACCACGAUGCCAUUGUCAAGCGCAUCCACGGCCGCAUUGAAGACGCAACGCAGGUCGAUAUUGAAUAUGCAGAGGCGCUCCAGAUCUCCAACUAUGGCAUGGGCGGGUUUUAUGAGCCCCACUUUGACCAUAGCAGCCGCGGCACCAACCCUGACGGGGAGCGGCUUGCCACCUUCAUGAUCUACCUCAACCCGGUCAAGCAGGGCGGCUUCACGGCGUUUCCUCGCCUCGGCGCAGCUGUGCAACCCGGAUAUGGCGACGCCGUGUUCUGGUACAACCUACAACCCUCGGGCGUUGGCGAUCCCCUCACCCUGCACGGCGCGUGCCCUGUCCUCCGCGGCUCAAAAUGGGUGGCCAACAAGUGGAUCCAUGAACGCGGCAACGUGUGCCGAAAGCCGUUGCCAGGAGAAACAUUCACCGCGUAUUCAUCAGCAGAACAGCGGCAGCAGCACUGCACACCUCGUUUGCCGGUUACAUGACUGUCUUUUCUCUUUUCCUUCCACUCUUCCUCCUCUUCGUAUCUCGAUCAUCACCAACCCCCCGAUGGUCGUCUGACGACGUGGUGUAUGCGUCUGUUCUUUGAUGAUGCUGUUACCGUGCGUCUCGUAUUCGAUUGUACAUGCAACAAAGCAGAGCAAGC
Molecule: messenger RNA, 1874 nt
Organism: Salpingoeca rosetta
Lineage: Eukaryota; Choanoflagellata; Craspedida; Salpingoecidae
Product: p4ha2 protein
Exons: 6
Coding region: 67-1713 (548 amino acids)
Biological process (GO): peptidyl-proline hydroxylation to 4-hydroxy-L-proline
Cellular component (GO): endoplasmic reticulum
Molecular function (GO): protein binding; iron ion binding; procollagen-proline 4-dioxygenase activity
Source: RefSeq, a predicted model, not a curated record